AUGGAGGCCGUUGAAACCGUGGACGUCAGUUGGCUACAUCACUCGCACAAAGGUAAAAACGGGUCCCUUGCGGUUUUCACAUUUGAGUACCUACCUAGGAUACUGAUCUACCUCUUAGAUCAUCUCUCCCGAUGUCGGUCAGCAUCAUCGGCUGUGAGUGACAAGUCCGCUGCCGACUCUGAUGCGACAGCCGCUCAGCAGUCGACGACGCUCGAUGCUACAUCUACAUCCUCCCCCAACGGCAUAGCUUCCACUCCAGGACCUCUGACAUCCCCUACCGCGGAGAACAGCGUGGAUCCCAGUCACAAGGACACCGCAACGCCCGACUCAGAAGGAAAGGCGGCUGACAAAUCGGCCGGGGCUCAGAAAACCGCUCCCAAGCAGAGUUCGCCGCGGCCGAUCUCUGGCCGAAGGAACUCAUGGAUUUCCAACCUCAGCUCGAAAUUCUCCUCUGGAUCAACGCCUCCGUCGCUCUCGACUUUCAAACCAAACUCUUCAAGUCCUAAGAACGCCAGUCCGAUUUCGAAACUUGACACCCAUAACCCGUUUGGGGCGGCCUAUUCUCCGUGGGAGAAGGAUGACGAACACAAGGAGGAUCCCGCCCCGCUGGCUUCGACUUCUCCCAAGGGGCCGUCUUUUUUCCAGAAUGCCUUCCGUAAACUCUCUUCCUCCGGAUCGAGCGGGCCGGGGAAGCUCGUGCCCAACGGCGGGCUCUGCCAACGGCGGGUCAUGAAUGUCGAUCAGCAACGAGACCGCUGUAAAAUCGCCGAGCUGGAUCAAGCCAAACUGCGUCGUGUCGCAUUCUGUGUCGAUGUCGAGAUCGCAGGUGUCUCCCGGCGGGAGGCUGCCGACAGUGUCGCCCAAGCGAGCAAUGGCCAGCUUCAGCCCCAGCCCCAGCCUCAGCCUCAGCCUCAACUGUCAGACACAACCACGCAGAAAAACAAAAAGGCGGACUCUAAAUCCAAGGGCAAGAAAGAUGCCAACGGCGGCGCUGCCAAUGGCAUGGCGAACCCCCAGGUCGUAACAGAGAGCGAAGCCAAACCUACUACCGAGGUCAAAGAGCCUACCAAAGAGCCCACCAGAAAACAGGAGAAGAAGAAGCGAUCGGAGGAAGAACGACGAGAACGCAAGGAGCGCAAAAGGCGACUGGCCGAGGUAAACGGCACGAUCCCGCUUCAACUGCGUGUCGAUGACGAUGAAGAUGACGAACCAUCAUCAUCCGGGCCAACACCUUCCACCACUCGCUCCAAGUCUCAAAGUCACCCUACUACAGACCCGGUUCGAAUCUAUCGCCGAUGCUGUCAGCUGCGGGAAACGCCGGUUCUGAAAGGGGUUGUCGAUCAGAUCUCCGCCCCGUCAUCUACCUUGGCAGAGGCGCCGGGCACGGUUGCCGUGCUGGAUCUCUCCAACUUCCCCAUGAACUCGCAAGACAUUGCGACAUUCGGCGACUGGCUGGCGAUCGUUCCCGUGCGCAAGCUGAUACUCGAAAACUGUGCCUUGACGGAUGAAUCCGUGCGAGUCAUCCUCGCCGGCCUGUUGUCUACGAAAACUGUCGAACAGAUGAGACUAAGACGGAAACGGUUAAAAAAGUCCAAGGGAACUACUGCUGCACCGGAAAAGGAGAGUUUUGGUGUCGUGGAGAAACUGUCUUUCAAAGACAACCCCAAGAUCGGACCGGAAGGUUGGCGCCAUAUCAGCCUGUUCGUGCAUCUGUCCAAGUCGCUGAAAGCCAUCGAUCUGUCUGGCAUUCCGCUCCCCAGGGCCCAGGUCCUGCAUAACGGUGGCCUGGGAUCCAUGGCGCGACCCCAGAAGCCGGCAGUAGAUGUGCCCACUGUCUUUGCCAACUCACUUGCCGAGCGGUUUGGAGGCGACCACCUCGAGGAGUUGUUGCUGAGUGAAUGCAACCCCACGACCGAUGACGUCCAGAAGAUAUGUGAUGCUGCGAUUGCGGUCGGACUCCGGCGGCUUGGAUUCGCAAACAACAAUCUCGACAGGCAGGGUCUGGAGCAUGUGGUGCGGUACCUAGCGGCUGGCAAGUGCGAGGGCCUCGAUCUCGGUGGUAAUCAGCUGAGCGACCACCUGGACCUUCUCAUCGCCGCCAUCGACGCAAGCCAGCCCCUCUACGCUCUGAGCCUGGCAGAUUGCUCGUUAACCCCCUCGGUCAUGGCCCCUUUACUCCAGAGCUUUACCCAGCUGCCCGACUUUCGAUUUGUCGACUUUUCUCACAAUCCGGAUCUAUUCUCUAGCCAGCCAGAUGCCCUGGCGACGUUCCGACGAUUUCUCCCCAAGAUGCUCUCGCUGAAACGCAUCCACCUUGCCGAUGUCAACCUGUCGCCCGAUCAUGCGAUCGCCCUGGCCGAGAUCCUUCCUGAAUGCCCGAGCCUGUGCCAUCUGAAUGUCUUGGAGAACCCCGCGAUCGUCAAGACCGCAUCAACUGCGGAUCCCAAAACCCAGGAGGAGGCGUGCGCGGUCUAUGCCUCGUUGAUGGCGGCCGUUCGGGUCUCCCGGUCAAUCAUCGCCGUGGACAUUGAAGUUCCCAGUGCCGAGAGCAACGAAGUGGUCAAGGCGCUCGCAUCGCAAAUCGUUGCGUACUCCCUUCGCAACCUGGAGCAGAAUGCGAUGGGCGAAGAAGUGGUGAGUCUUGUCGGUCCGGCAGCACCCGCCGCGCGGCCUCACGUGCCUGUUCCCGAAAUUCUGCAGCAUAUCGUCGGGCAUAACGACUAUGAAGACGCCGGGGACGAUGACGACGAGCCGGCACCAGACGAAGACUACGUCCUUGGCGGCACCGGUGUGGUCAAGGCUCUGGGUGUCUGCCUCGGUGCCCUGGACCAUCACCGCAGCGAAAGUUACGGGGACCACUCGGCUCCGCCCAGCGGAACCUCGACGCCCCGUCACCGCAAGGCGAAACCGAUCACUUCCAAGAAACCGCUAGACAUGUCAAAGAAUCUCCUCGCUUCGGCUCGCACCAUUCGGACUCGUAUCCAAUCGGCUCUUGUUCGCGAGGAUAGAGCUGGCAAUGAUCUGAACUAUAGACGUCUUCAGUUCCUUGAUUUUACCUUGAGCAGGAUGAUCCAGCGAUUCGAAGAUGAAUACCCCGAGACUCGCAUCAUUGCGCCCCCCACCCCUUUGAUUCCCAACGACGUGAGCUCACAGAAUUCCGAUGAAUGCCCCACCGCCAUGAGCGGAGGGGAUCUUGGAUUGAACGGCAACCCGGCCGAUGGCGACACGGCAAUUGAUGACGAGGAUACGGACCACUAUCUGAUUAGACUGUCGCGAUCCAGCUCCAUGACCUCGCUACAUUCGCGGGCAAUGACCUCUGAGGAAGGCCACGUCCACCGCCUGGGCCAGAACCUGCGGCGGGAUUUCCUCAAGUCAUCCAUGGAUCCGCAGGAUGAGGAUGAUGACGGCUUCUCGUCGCCAUCUUUCGCCAAACCGUCCUACGACGCCCUCCAGGAGAAGCUAGAACGGCUCCAGGACGAGCAGGCACGCACUCUCUCCGAGGGGGCGGGCGUGGGAAAGGCCAUGGAGAAAGUCGGGUCCACCGUCGAGGAUCUGUGGAUGACCCAGAAACAGGACGCCGAAGCCUUUGCCAAGUUCAAAGAAAGCCAGAUCGCCGCGCAGAUCAACAGUGGUAUGCGAAAGCCGAAUCUCGGCAACGACGACGUUGGCCCUAAGGAUGAAACACAUUUAAAUGAACCGAAAUGA
Penicilliopsis zonata CBS 506.65 is the source of this 3705-nucleotide messenger RNA. RefSeq lists its product as hypothetical. Bases 1 to 3705 code for a protein of 1234 amino acids. The transcript is spliced from 2 exons. Lineage: Eukaryota; Fungi; Ascomycota; Eurotiomycetes; Eurotiales; Aspergillaceae. The record is from RefSeq and is a predicted model, not a curated record.